AUGCUGCUCUUUGCACUGUCUCACCUCAGCCUUCCUCGCCGGACGCCGAUCGCAGAGCUGACCAAAACCAUUCCAUUUCCACGCCGCACCCUUGCCCGACUCCUCGCCGACGAGACAACUUCCACACCUGGAGCACGAAUCGACUCGCCGCCCUUUGAGGCGGGCGGCAGCAGCUGGCAAGUUCAGCUGUACCUGCUUGGCGCCGGCGAGUCCUACGCCGACCGCGUCGGCGUCUACAUCAAGCGACUUGCAGGAGGAGGCAAAGAGGUGGACGCCACCUUCGCGAUGAGCCUGCAGGUGCUUCCCAGCCCCGCGGCUCUCGAGGUGGCGCCGGCCGCUCGAGCGCCAGGCUGUGUCCGCGGCAGCACCUUCAGAUGCGGCAUGACCUUUUGCGAAGCCAAGGAGGCGGGUGAGUCGGUCGGGCGGUGCGACGACUGGGGAGCCCACCUCUACUCUUCGAGCGACCUCCUGCGCGAACUCGAGCAGAAUGAGCAGCGCGUCCUCGCCGUCGACGCUAAGCGUGUGGGGCGAGCGGCCGUGCGCCAGCGGGUCGAGCUUCGCGGCGCUGGCGGAGCAGACGCAGCGGCUGCCCGCCGGCUCGAUCCGGUGCGGAGAGGCGCCUACCGCUGCACGCCGGGGCUCGAGUACCGCGUGAUGCGCAUCCUCUCGGCGGAGGGCGAGCCGCGCUUCGAGUGCGACACGGCGAGCGGCGAGGGCGGCGUGGUGCGGCGCUGA
Messenger RNA from Emiliania huxleyi CCMP1516, 735 nucleotides. RefSeq lists its product as hypothetical. Gene Ontology annotation, molecular function: protein binding. Lineage: Eukaryota; Haptophyta; Isochrysidales; Noelaerhabdaceae. Bases 1 to 735 code for a protein of 244 amino acids. The record is from RefSeq and is a predicted model, not a curated record. The transcript is spliced from 3 exons.